Talaromyces stipitatus ATCC 10500 is the source of this 1125-nucleotide messenger RNA. RefSeq names its product Phospholipase/Carboxylesterase superfamily. The record is from RefSeq and is a predicted model, not a curated record. Gene Ontology annotation, cellular component: cytoplasm. NCBI's taxonomy places the organism in Eukaryota, Fungi, Ascomycota, Eurotiomycetes, Eurotiales, Trichocomaceae. The coding region runs from base 1 to 1125 and encodes 374 amino acids. Gene Ontology annotation, molecular function: carboxylic ester hydrolase activity; palmitoyl-(protein) hydrolase activity. The transcript is spliced from 2 exons. Gene Ontology annotation, biological process: protein depalmitoylation.
AUGGCGGGGCAGGAGGAACAUACCAGCCACAAUACGAUGCUGCAUCGUGGCGGUGCUCGAUGGGCAUCAGAUCAGUCAGACGGAGAUACUUGCCAUCAAUUGAUCAAUAAUCAAGCAAUAGUAAACUCACUUGACAAGUCCGCACUCCAUCAACCACCACCACUAACCUGGAAACCAUUGACGAUCCUCAGAAGACAGAAGAAGAAGAAAAUGCCACCCAAACUCCCCAUCGCAGACGACUUCCCCCCAAACGCAACCAUCACAAUCUCCUACCCAGGCUCACCCGACACCACCCCACCACCCACCUCAACCUCCGCCCAUAACAUCCUCAUCCUCCUCCACGGCCUAGGCGACACAGCCACCAAAUUCGCCUCCUUCGGCCGCGCCCUCAACCUCCCCGAGACUAUCUGUAUAACCGUCCAGGGUCCCACACCCUUACCGAGCAGUUUUAUCGAUAUUCCCGGUGGAGGAUUCCACUGGGGCGAUGACGUUGUCUUUAACAAUGAUAACGAUAGUCGGACCGAGGGGGCGUUGGCUAUGGAUGCCGGGUUUGAUCGUGCGCGUCGUCUGUUGGUAAAGGAUGUGAUUACGGAUACUUUGGUCAGAAAAUGUGGGUACAAGUUACGCGAUAUAAUGCUUUUGGGAUUUGGACAGGGCGGGAUGGCGGCGUUGGAUGCCGCGAGGGAACUGGGUUUACAUCCCCCCGUUGAAGAUGAAAUGACCGUCGCAGCAUCGAUUGAGUCUUCGACGGAGUCGACCUGGACGCCGUCCAGCGCGAGUGCGAGGGAAGGGAGGGGUAAAAUAGGUGAUAAAUCGUAUUAUCCCUCGUUGUCGGGUGUGGUUUCGUUUGGUGCUGCUUAUCCUCUCUCGGCGAGUACGUUAGGUCCCAAAGACAGGACGCCGGUGUUGUUGCUUGCAGGUCGAGAUGAUGGUUUUUCGGCGGUGACGGAUACGGCUCUUAAAAGGACAAGGGAUAUCUUCGAGUUCGUCGAGAUUCAUCGUUGGAAUAGACGAGGGGAUGGUAUGCCGCGGAGCAGAGAGGAUAUGUUGCCGGUUAUGCAAUUUUUUGCGAGGAGACUCCAGAGUAGGAAAGGUGUGCCAGAUGGAGCUAUUGAGUUGACGUGA